AAACAAAAAAAAAGAAGGUGGAGUUGGGUUCUAUGGAACCCAGCCUGGGUUCCAUCGAACCUAGCAGAUCUGGGUUCAGUGGAACCCAGCCACUGGAUUCCGGUGAACCCAGCAAAUGGGUUCCAUCAAACCCAGCAAAUGGGUUCCAUCAAACCCAGAUCUGUUGGGUUCGGUGGAACUCAGGCUGGGUUCCAUCGAACCCAGCAAACUGGGUUCGAUGACCUGAGGAAGAAGAGGAAGAAGAUUGAUAGAAUUUUUUUAGUUUAUUUUUUAAAAAUAUAAAUAGUAAUAAUAUGAUUUGGCAUGAGCUAAGUCCGAAAAGGGGGGGGGGUCGGUUUUUGAAUUUGGGGAGCCUUUGGUUGAUUGUUGGAGUUUGAUUUGGGAGCCAUUGUUCUGAGUUUCGGGAGAAAAGAGGGAGGAGAAAACCGAGCUGAUUCUGGCAAUAUUUCAGUCUCCUUUUGCUAGGUAAUUUCUGAACAAAGGAGCCUUCUGGGAACGAUGGUGAAGGAGACGAUAGGAGCUUGGUCCCGUGGGUGUGGUCCCGUGGGUGGGAUCCCUCCUAUUUGAUAUGGAUCCAUCUUACCCAAAAAGCUCUGCCGUGGAUGUUUUUCUUAUUUUGGUUGAUGUUUCUGCAUCUUUUUGUUUAAUGUUCAAGCUUGUACAUGUUCCGUUUAAAAAUCAAUGAAAAUCAAAAAU
Messenger RNA from Rubroshorea leprosula, 696 nucleotides. NCBI's taxonomy places the organism in Eukaryota, Viridiplantae, Streptophyta, Magnoliopsida, Malvales, Dipterocarpaceae. The record is from the annotation of a GenBank genome assembly.